GGAGUGCGCAUGCGCAGCGGCGGGCGUUAUUCCGGCAGCCUUUCCCUGAGGGGACCCGCCAGUUUCAAAUUCAGUGGCGUUUGCCCUGAUUCCCGGGGCCUGGCUUUCAGCGUAGCAAUUCUGCCGGCGAAGAAGGUGAGCGCAGUGCUGUGUGGCAGCAGAGGUCCUUAGGACGAGGAGCAGCGGGACGAGGAAGGGCAGACUGGUGAAAUCGCAAACUGGGCGUCUGUUCCGGCGCCGGACCCCUGCUUGCAAAGUAUCCAGUGAUCACCCUUCAGAUCCAGAAGGCAAUCGAAUACAACAGUGGGUGAAUGAGGAGUCUGUGGGAGGGAUUCUACAACUCUCCUUCCAGUUAAUCUCAGAGCCCAUCCUCGGAUGGUAUGAAAUCACCGUGGAGAUGCUCAAUGAGAAGAAAACAUAUCACUCCUUCUCUGUGGAAGAAUAUGUGUUACCCAAAUUUCAAAUGACUGUGGAUGCACCAGAAAAUAUCUUAGUUGUGGACUCUGAAUUCCAAAUGAAUGUCUGUGCCUUAUAUACCUAUGGUGAACCUGUGGACGGGAAGGUCCAACUUAGUGUGUGCAGAGAAUCUACGGCUUAUCAUUCAUGUGCUCAUCUUAUCAGUUCACUCUGUAAAAAUUUUACCAUUCAGUUGGGGAAAGAUGGCUGUGUCUCCAAGUUCAUUAACACAGAUGCUUUUGAGUUAAAUCGGGAAGGAUACUGGAGUUUCCUCAAAGUGCAUGCUCUUGUUACAGAGAACGGAACAGGUGUGCAGCUUACAGGCUCCAAGUACGUAUACAUAGACUCAUCAGUGGUGAAGAUUAGUUUUGAGAAUAUGGAUAUGUCCUACAAACAGGGACUUCCUUAUUUUGGCCAGAUUAAAUUGCUUAAUCCAGACAACUCUCCAAUCCCAAAUGAAGUUGUCCAGUUGCAUCUGAAGGACAAAAUCGUGGGAAACUACACCACAGAUGUAAAUGGCAUCACUCAGUUUUUCUUGGACACAUAUACGUUUACAUACCCAAAUAUCACUUUGAAAGCAGCCUACAAGGCCAAUGAAAAUUGCCAGGCUCAUGGCUGGGUGUUGCCUCAAUACCCUCAGCCUGAGUACUUUGCAUAUCGAUUUUACUCCAAGACGAAUAGCUUCCUAAAGAUUGUCCAAGAGAUGGAAGAACUGAGAUUCAACCAGCAGAAGAGGGUGCUAGUGCACUACGUUCUCAAUGUGGAAGACUUUGAAGACAAAACCUACACAGCAGACUUCAAUUAUUUGGUGAUUUCAAAAGGUGUAAUCAUUCUUCAUGGGCAACAGAAAAUUGAGAUCAACGAAAAUGGGAGGAAGGGCAUAUUUUCCAUUUCUAUAGACGUUAACCCUGAAUUAGCGCCCUCAGUAGAUAUGCUUGUCUAUAGCUUGCAUCCUGGAGGAGAAAUGGUCACUGAUAGCACCCAAUUCCUAAUUGAGAAAUGCUUCGAAAAUCAGGUCAACUUAAAUUUUUCUAAAGAAAAAAGUUUACCAGGAUCCAAUAUCGAUCUUCAAGUCUCAGCUGCUUCAACCUCUCUUUGUGCUCUUUGGGCUGUAGACCAGAGUGUAUUGCUACUAAGGAAUUAUGGUCAGCUGUCAGCACAAACUGUGUACAGUCAGCUAUAUUCCAGCGAACUACAUGGCUAUUACUUCAGAGGACUUAACUUAGAAGAUGGCCUUAAAGUGCCGUGUCUUGAAGAUGAACAUAUCCUUUACAAUGGAAUUUAUUACACACCUGCAUGGGCUGACUUUGGAAAAGAUGGCUAUGACCUUGUGAAGGCAACAGGAUUAAAGAUUUUUACCAACUCUCACCUCCGGAAACCAGUAUUGUGCAAGGAUUCUAACCAUCUUGACUCUACUGAUUACAUACCCUUAGUCUCAGAACAGAGCAUCUCAUUGGUCGAGCCUGUCAUUUACCUGCCCCCUGGAUUCAAGGUAAUCUGGGAAUGGAGUCUUCUAACUUCUUUACUGGAAGUGAAACGCAAAUGUUGGGAAAUUACCAAAGUAUAUGACAAGUCUACAAAUGGCCUGAGGUAAAGAUGUACACUCUUU
Molecule: messenger RNA, 2065 nt
Organism: Pan troglodytes (chimpanzee)
Lineage: Eukaryota; Metazoa; Chordata; Mammalia; Primates; Hominidae
Source: RefSeq, a predicted model, not a curated record